Molecule: messenger RNA, 1930 nt
Organism: Nematolebias whitei (Rio pearlfish)
Lineage: Eukaryota; Metazoa; Chordata; Actinopteri; Cyprinodontiformes; Rivulidae
Gene: unc93b1
Product: unc-93 homolog B1, TLR signaling regulator
Exons: 13
Coding region: 68-1930 (620 amino acids)
Biological process (GO): toll-like receptor 9 signaling pathway; toll-like receptor 3 signaling pathway; toll-like receptor signaling pathway
Cellular component (GO): endosome; lysosome
Molecular function (GO): Toll-like receptor binding
Source: RefSeq, a predicted model, not a curated record
GGGAGGAGGUGUCUGUCCUCCAGGUGGUGGGGGGGCAUUUCAUUCUGGAGCGACAAGCAGCAGCAACAUGAUGGAGGUCGCAGAGGCCGAGCAGAUUGUGGAGGACGCUGAUGAGAUUGUGGCGCCUCCGAAUGGCGGCGCCGUGAACGAGCUGCUGGAUGUGGGCCAGGAGGACAACAUGCAGGGCCAGAUGGAGGAGUUUCUGGGCCCGCAGGCGCAGUACAACGAGGAGGAGGAGGAGAGGAAAUACUACAGGAGGAAGAGGCUGGGAGUGAUAAAGAACGUUGUUGCAGGAAGUUUUGGAGCCAUGAUUGUUUACAGCGUUUACAUGGGUCUGCUGCAGAUGCAGCUGACCCUCCAUUACGACAUGACCUACCGGGAGGUGAAGUACAGCAACCUCGGCCUCGAAGACAUCGACCAGAAGAUGCUGAUGGGCAUCAACGUGACGCCCAUCAUCGGCCUGCUGUACACCCCCGUCCUCAUCAGGUUCCUUGGUACCAAGUGGAUGAUGUUCCUGGCUUCGGGAAUCUACGCGCUCUUCGUCUCAACCAAUUACUGGGAGCGCUACUACACGCUGGUCCCAUCGGCUGUAGCCAUCGGCGUGGCCAUCGUGCCGCUUUGGGCCUCGUUGGGAAAUUACAUCACGAGGAUGGCGCAGCAGUACUACGAGUACGUCAACUACAGGGAGGAGCACGUUCAGGAGCAGAAGAAGCUCCCGAAGGGAGCGUGCCACAAAUACAUCAUCGUCUUCCAGUCGCUGUUCAACGUCAUCUUCAGCCUGAGUUUCGUCUUCGCCGAGCUCCCCAUGCGACUCGUCCUCCACAGUCACCUGCACGACAACAAGCACAUCCUGGCCAACGUGAAAAUAUGCGGAGCUGCGAUCACUGGGAUCAUCCCGGGCUUUAACACCACCGUGCUCACCAACCUGCCCCGCUCCAUGCUGCUCAUCCAGGUGGAGAGCGUCCUCAUGGGCUUCGCCUUCCUCGCCAUGAUCAUUUUCCUUCUGCUGUGUGGCCCUGCCUACCGCCCGACUGAAGAGAUCGAUCUUCGGAGUAUCGGCUGGGGAAACAUCUUCCAGCUGCCUUUCAAACACCUGAGGGACUACCGUCUGAGACUGCUCUGCCCUUUCUUCAUCUACAGUGGAUUUGAAGUCCUGUUCGCCAUCAGUGGCUUCUCACUGUCCUACGGCGUCUGUAUUUUGGGCCUGAAAUCCCUGUGGCUCCUGAUAGUCGUCUACGGCCUCUCCUGCUCCGUGUUUUCCCUCCUCUCCCUCAGCCUCCUACGCCUCCCUCGGUGGAUGUGUCUGAUCGGGGGGGCUGUGGUGCAUGGGGUCCUGCUGGUGGUCCUGCUGGCUCUGUCUGUAAAACCUGACUCACCACAGUACCUGGGCCCCCUGCUGGUCAUCGCCGUGCUGUGGGGGCUCGGAACCGCCCUGAACAAGACGGGGGUCAGCACUGUUGUCGGGAUGCUGUACGCUGAGGAAAAAGAACGCCUGGACUUUGUUUACACCAUCUACCACUGGUGGCAGGCCAUCGCCAUCUUCAUAGUCUACCUCUGGUCCCAUAUCCCUAUGAGGGCCAAACUCGCCAUCCUGUUAUUCACGUUGCUCGUGGCCUGUUACUGUUAUUGGGUGAUGGAGCGCCGCGUGGCUCGGAAAGUGCAGCACAGAAUGCCUCGCAUCCCUCGGCCGCGGCACAAGGUCAAAGGUUAUCGCUAUCUGGAAGAGGACAACUCGGAUGAGUCUGAUGAGUCCGAUGAAGAGCAGAGUGAGGGACACGAAACAGAUGAUGACGAUGAUGUUGUAGAGGAGAUGGGAGCUGGGGAGGAGGAAGAAGCGCAGGAUGCCCGACUCGAGGAGGUCGACUCCCCCAGGGCCCGGAGGAGAGGGGUCGAGGGUCAGCAGCACAGAUGGGAGGAGGAAGAGGAGUGA